Molecule: messenger RNA, 11674 nt
Organism: Oncorhynchus nerka (sockeye salmon)
Lineage: Eukaryota; Metazoa; Chordata; Actinopteri; Salmoniformes; Salmonidae
Gene: myo9ab
Product: myosin IXAb
Exons: 44
Coding region: 850-8595 (2581 amino acids)
Biological process (GO): establishment of epithelial cell apical/basal polarity; intracellular signal transduction
Cellular component (GO): myosin complex; actin filament; axonal growth cone
Molecular function (GO): GTPase activator activity; ATP binding; microfilament motor activity
Source: RefSeq, a predicted model, not a curated record
AGAGGGAGAGAAAAGGAGUGCAGGAGGGACGUGGGGGGAUAAAGGCUGCGUGUCUGUUUUGCAGAUGAGUAUGUCCUCAUGGCGGUCUGAUUUUGACCAGUGAGGAUCUCUUUUUUUUGUGUGUUUUUUUGUUGUUGAAGCAAUUUCUCAUUUGUACACAAUCUGUGCUUCUGGAUUUUUGUCAUUCUACAUUGGACUGGAGUUGGUUAAGGAUGUUGAGUCCUCUCAUGCUAAAAUUGGAGUUAUUGUCUUGAGUUCCUUGGUCGAGAGCUGCGUCAAAGGAGUGUUUGUUCAAGAUUCAAUGCAAGGUCACUUCAUUGACCAUCCUCUGUGGAUCUCUAGUCACUGCGGACAUUCUGAACGAAGCAAGAUUAGCUACGGAAUCUUUGACUUUGUCCUUCCUUUGGAGAUGACACGCAUGUACAUGCAUACUUCAAACACACUCUCCUACUCUGAAUGACUCUGCACUCUUUCCUCGCGCACGGAAUCCCUGGAAGAUGUGUGUGCAGUAGUUCCUGUGAACCGUGCUAGUCUGAUGGAUUCAGGAAUUCUCUCCUGCUCACAUCCUCAUCGGACAUUCCCUGGAAGCCUAAGUCUUUGAAGGCCUUUUUAACCUCUAAAGACCUCCGUAAACUGCACAACCGGACGUCAUCUUCCCGUAAACUCCCAACACACUCCCGACAAUGUCUGAGGCUGAUAUCAUCACUGCUGUAUUCUAGUACGCUCUCAUUCCCAACCAACGUCAGACUGCUCUCUGAGACGAUUCUCCGUGGAACUCCGGCAGGAUUUGCCUUGUUGAGCUGUGUGGUUUGGUUGUAACUGCAGGGUUCACGUUCCUCUUGUUGGCACAUGCCUGUUACCCUGCAGGUCAAAGGCUGGAAUGUCCUGAGUCAGUCCCCUGGGCCCAGAGAAGAACUCCCAGCAGCAGCAGCGGCAGCCAGCGCUGAUGGGACCUGCUGCUCCAGUAUGAGCCUUCAAGAUGCCGGCUGCGGCUAUGCUAGCACCAACGCUAACGCCAAUGUGGCGGCUAACACGGCUAGCGGCAGCAUGCGGCGGCGCCUGGAGGACCAGGAGUUCACUCUGCGCGUCUACCCGGGCGCCCUGGCUGAGGGAACCAUCUACUGCCCCGUGGGCGCCCGCAAGAGCACCACGGCUGCCGAGGCCAUCGAUCAUCUGCUGGAGCGCCUGAGCCUGGAUGGCACCAAAUGCUACGUGUUAGCUGAGGUGAAGGAGUUCGGCGGGGAGGAGUGGAUACUUAACCCCAGCGACUGCCCCGUCCAGCGGAUGAUGCUGUGGCCCCGCAAUGCCCUGGAGAACCGCUGCGGCCUGGGCAGUGGCGAGGACUACCGCUUCCUGCUCCGCGAGAAGAACCUGGACGGCUCCAUCUAUUAUGGGGGGAGUCUCCAGAUGUGGCUGCUUGUGACCGAGGAGCGCCGCCGCAUGGUGGAACGGGGUUUCCUGCCCCAGCCCGCAGGGGGCGAGCACCCUUCCGACCUGUGCGCUCUCCCCGAGCUGACGGAGCGCGCCCUGCUGGAGAGCCUGCGUGCGCGCUUCCGCCAGGAGAAGAUCUACACCUACGUCGGCUCCAUCCUCAUCGUCAUUAACCCUUUCCAGUUCCUACCCAUCUACAACCCCAAGUAUGUCAAGAUGUACGACAACCAUGCACUGGGCAAGCUGGAGCCGCACAUCUACGCGGUGGCGGACGUGGCGUACCACGCCAUGCUGCAGCGACGGAGGAACCAGUGCAUCGUCAUAUCCGGCGAGAGCGGCUCGGGGAAGACUCAGAGCACCAACUUCCUGAUUCAUCACCUGACCGCCCUCAGCCAGAAGGGAUUUGCCAGCGGGGUGGAGCAGAUCAUCCUGGGGGCGGGGCCUGUGUUAGAGGCAUUUGGGAACGCCAAGACAGCUCACAACAACAACUCCAGCCGCUUUGGCAAGUUCAUCCAGGUCAACUACCAGGAGAGUGGUACCGUCCGGGGAGCGUACGUGGAGAAGUACCUUCUAGAGAAGUCACGUCUGGUCUACCAGGAGCACAAUGAAAGGAACUACCAUGUGUUCUACUACCUGUUGGCUGGAGCCAGUGAGGAGGAGAGGAAGGCCUUCCACCUGCUCAAACCUGAGGAGUACCACUACCUCAACCAGAUGACAAAGAAAUCUCACAGACUCCACUGGGAAAAUUACUAUGAGAGCGAGCUGCAGGACUGCUUCACUGUGGAAGGGGAGGACCUGAAGCACGACUUUGAGCGGCUGCAGUUGGCUAUGGAGAUGGUGGGGUUCCUGCCUGCCACACGCAAACAGAUCUUCUCCCUGCUGUCUGCUAUCCUCCACCUGGGCAACAUCCGCUACAGGAAGAAGUCCUACAGGGACGACUCCAUAGACAUCUGUAACCCAGAGGUGCUGCCCACCGUCUCGGAGCUGCUCGAGGUGAAGGAGGAGAUGCUGUUCGAGGCUCUGACCACCAGGAAGACUGUCACGGUGGGAGAGCGGCUGAUCGUGCCAUACAAACUGGCAGAGGCUGGCACCGUGCGGGACUCCAUGGCCAAAUCCCUGUAUAGCGCCCUGUUUGACUGGAUCGUCUUCAGGACCAACCAUGCCCUGCUCAACAACAAAGACCUGGAGGACAGUGCCAAGAUUCUUUCAAUUGGAGUGCUGGACAUCUUUGGCUUUGAAGACUACGAGAACAACAGCUUUGAGCAGUUCUGCAUCAACUUUGCCAACGAGAGGCUCCAACACUACUUUAACCAGCACAUCUUUAAGCUAGAACAAGAGGAGUACAGGGCAGAGGGCAUCAGCUGGCACAACAUCGACUACAUCGACAACACCGGCUGCAUCAACCUCAUCAGCAAGAAGCCCACUGCGUUGCUCCACCUGCUGGAUGAAGAGUGCAAUUUUCCCCAGGCCUCUAACCAGACCCUGCUGGACAAGUUCAAGCGGCAGCACGAGGGGAACAGCUACAUCGAGUUCCCCGCAGUCAUGGAGCCGGCCUUCAUCAUCCACCACUACGCCGGCAAGGUCAAAUACGGGGUCAAGGACUUCAGGGAGAAGAACACGGACCACAUGCGUCCGGACAUCGUGGCCCUGUUGAAGAGCAGUAAGAACGCCUUCAUUUGUGGCCUGAUGGGCAUUGACCCCGUGGCCACCUUCCGCUGGGCCGUGCUCAGAGCCUACUUCAGAGCCAUGGUGGCCUUCAGGGAGGCCGGGAAGAGACACACCGACAAAAAGACUGGGAAUGACGCUGCUGUACCAUGUGUCGUCAAGAGCGUGGACAGCUUCAGCUUCCUCCACCACCCUGUGCACCAGAGGAGCCUGGAGAUCCUGCAGAGAUGCAAAGAUGAGAAAUACAGUAUCGCUAGAAAGAAUCCCCGGACCCCCUUGUCAGACAUCCAUGGCACCAACACACUGAACGAGAAAUCCGGCAGGGAUGGUUAUGGUGUGGGCUGUAACGGGCGUAGCUCCAUACAGGGUCGUCUGUCUUCCUCAGGCUCGGAGUUCGAUGACGGCGUCUUCGUCAACUCCACUAGCAGCAAGCUCCUGGAGAGAGCACAGGGCAUCCUCAUGCGGAACAAAAACUAUAAGUCCAAGCCCUGCCUACCGAAGCACCUGCUGGAUGUGAAGUCUCUGAGGUACCUGAGCAGUGUGACCCUCCACGACCGCAUCACCAAGUCCCUCCUCCACCUGCACAAGAAGAAGAAACCGCCCAGCAUCAGCGCCCAGUUCCAGGCCUCCCUGAACAAGCUGAUGGAGACCCUGGGUCAUUCGGAGCCCUACUUUGUCAAGUGUAUCCGCUCCAAUGCAGAGAAGCUCCCACUGCGUUUCAACGAUGCCCUGGUGCUCAGGCAGCUGAGGUACACAGGCAUGCUGGAGACGGUCCGCAUCCGCCAAUCAGGAUACUCCAUCAAAUACACCUUCCUGGACUUUGUGCGUCACUUCCGUGUGCUGUUACCAGACAGAACUAGACCAACCAAGUCUGGCAUCCGGGAGUUCUUUCGUCAGGUCCACCUAGCUCCUGCUGGGUAUCAAGUGGGCAACACAAUGGUGUUCUUGCGGGAGGCAGAGCGGCAGCGGCUGCAGGCCCUGCUCCACACGGAGGUGCUGCGGUGCAUCGUCACGCUGCAGCGCCGCUUUCGAGCCCGGCUGGAGAGGAAACACUUCAUCAGGAUGCGACAGGCCACUGAUGUCAUCCAGAGGUGGUGGCGGGGCUGCCUGCUCAGACAGUCGGAGGCGGCAGUGGACCCAGCCGUCCAGGAGGAGGCAGCAGUGUGCCUGCAGGCAGCAUGGAAGGGCUACAGGGAGCGCAGGCUGUUCCUGCAGUGGCAGGACUCUGCCCUGAUAAUACAGAGGAGCUGGAGAAACAUCAGCCGGCGCAGGGUUCUGGCAGCCAUUACGGUGCAGACAGCUUGGCGGGCCUACAGAGAGAGAGCCCACAAUUGUAGGACACACAGUGCCGCGACACUGCUACAGGCAACAGUUAGGGGCUACCUGGCACGCCUAAGGUUCACAGAACUAAAAGAGCAGAGUAUGCAUGAAAAGCAGUUGCUCAAUGGACAAAGGAGCCCCACCACAGAAGAAAGAAAGCCAGAGAGGACCAUUGGCCUGGAUACUGACACCUCGGACGAACAGGUCCUCGAGAUCAACCACAAUCAUGACAUCCAAGAUGUCUCCACAGUCUGGCCUACUGAAGACUCUAAGGAGUCUAAGUCAGCGUGUUUAGUGAAGGAGGAGGAAGAAGGAGAGAGCGAGAGAAGCCAGAGUAUAGAGGAGCCCAACUGCCACAAGACACGGGCCAAGAGACAGAGCCGGCGCAUGAGGGAGCUGGAGCAGGCCCAGUUCAGCCUGGAGCUACUCAAGGUGCGGACCCACAGCACAGGAGGGACUCUGCAAGAGGAGGAGACCCCUGUACCCCCAUGUCCGGACAGCACCCCCUGUCCCCUGGACGACCACCAGCCCUCCUCGCCCCACCGGUGCUUCCCCGUUAGCCACGGGAGCUUUGAACUGCUCGACACCACCAUGGAUGUGGAGGCGGGAAGGCCUGGUUACCCCGGUUGCCAUGCUACCCAGUCCACGCCGCUCCGGACCUCUUCCCAAGAGGAUUUGAAUGGACCAAGGUCUCCAGAGUCCCAGCCCCAGCCACAGAAUGACCUGGAGGUGGUAAAUGAGAAUGAUCCAAGCCCCAGGAUGGAGGAACUACCUAUCAAGGAGGUGGUGGCAGAGGAUCCACAAGCUACCUUCUAUAUCCCCUCUGAGGACCAAAGCCACGAGCCCAAGCAAGAGAGCCCAGGCAAGCCCGUGAAGGAGAGGCGAGAGUCCGCCUUACGAAGGCCCGUGGUUGUGGUCAUCAGCAUGCAGAAGGAGACCCCUCUGGAGGGGGAGCUGUGGGCGGCGCCAGCCCAAGAGCGUGCACUCCAGACAGGUGUGACCACCACUGCCUCCCGCCUUACACCCAUCGCCGGCCUGGAAGUAUCAGAGAAGGCCCAGCCACCCAGGACUGUUUCCCAGCCUCGGAGAGACUUAGCUGGGGUAGACGGGUCUAGCUUGGUCCCCUCCUCCACCUCCACCCAUGGCCUUUGUCCUUCUGAGGUAGACAUCCAGAUAGUCCCCGAGCCCAAGGCCCCAUCCGGUGAAGUCCUACCCAGCCAGAUGGAGAGGAAGGCAGGCUGGCCGGUGCAGGACAACUGGGUCUCCACCAACAGUAUCUUGGAGAGCAGGGAAGUUUCCACCAAAGCAGCAGCCAAGGCACCACAGAAGAAGAGCCCGACCCAGACCAUCAUUGUCAGUAUGACCGAGAAGCCCCCCACCAACACCACAUUCUGCUCCCGACGCAAGCUCCCCUUCUCCAAGUCUGAUAAGGACCUGGUGAACCAGGAGCGGUCGUUGGCCAUGCAUAGACAGGAGGCCUCCGCCUCUAGAGCCACCGCUGGACAGAGAACCAAAGAGGUGGGCCGGCCCGGCCCCAAAAAGAAAGCCCGUAUGUCUCGGACCCGCUCUGACUUCCUGACCCGCUGUAACUCCGAGGGGGCGGGCCAGUCGGACGAUGACGACGUCGACACAUUCUACACCCCCGCCCUGUCCUGCACGCUGCCCCUCCUCCCCCCGCCCCCCCUGACCCACCCCAAGGGGGGCACUGAGCCGGCCUGUUACAGUGACUCUGAAAUGGCUUCUCACAAGGAAGAGCAUAAGAAGUUCCACAAGACUAUGUCUUCAGGGGACCUGGGCAAGGUAGCAGCGCUUGGGAAGACAUCCAGUCAGGAUGGAAGCAGAGUGCGAGGGAAGAUGCGUUUCUGGGGCAAGGCCAAGCAUGCAGAGAAGAAGCUGUCCAGAGAGAAGCAGCAGACCACCAGGAGUGAGUCCACACAGGGAGACUGCACCGACAAGACAGAUGGCACGUCAUCUCCCCCCCACAGUCCCGACCUGACUGCAACCAGGGGCCGGGAUUCCAAGGAGAACAAGGACCCCUCUCCCAAAGUGAGGCGGAGACGCAGCGUCAAGAUCAGCAGCGUGGCCCUAGAGCCUGCCCAGUGGCAGAACGAUGCUCUGCACAUCCUCACCAACGCCCAUGACUACAGGAGCAUGAAUGACUUCCUCAUGAAGAAGAUCAAUGACCUGGACUCUGAGGACGGCAAGAAGGACACCUUGGUGGACGUGGUCUUCAAGAAGGCUCUGAAGGAGUUCCGCCUCAACAUAUUCAACUCCUACUCGACCGCUCUGGCUAUGGAUGACGGUAAGAGUAUCCGCUAUAAGGACCUGUACGCCCUGUUUGAACACAUCCUGGAGAAGAGCAUGCGGCUGGAGCAGAGGGACUGGAGCGAGUCGCCCGUCAAGGUCUGGGUCAACACCUUCAAGGUCUUCCUGGAUGAGUUCAUGACCGAGUACAAGCCCAUGGACAGCACCAUCGGCAAGGCCCCCAAACCAGAACGCAAGAAGAGGAGGAAAAAGGAACCUGACAUUGUUGAGGAGCACAAUGGGCACAUCUUCAAGUCCACCCAGUACAGCAUCCCCACCUACUGCGAAUACUGCUCCUCUCUUAUCUGGAUGAUGGACCGGGCCUGCGUUUGCAAACUGUGUCGGUACGCCUGCCAUAGAAAGUGCUGCUCUAGGAUGACCACGAAAUGUAGCAAAAAGUACGACCCGGAACUGUCGUCCAGGCAGUUUGGCGUGGAGCUGUCUCGUCUGACCAGCGAGGAGAGGACAGUGCCCCUGGUGGUGGAGAAGCUCAUCAACUACAUUGAGAUGCACGGCCUCUACACCGAGGGCAUCUUCAGGAAGUCUGGCUCCACCAAUAAGAUCAAGGAGCUCCGGCAGGGGCUGGACACAGAUGUGAGCAGCAUGAACUUGGACGAUUACAACAUCCACGUCAUUGCCAGCGUGCUCAAACAGUGGCUCCGCGACCUGCCCAACCCUCUGAUGACCUUUGAACUAUACGAGGAGUUCCUCCGAGCCAUGGGCCAGCCAGACAAGCGGGAGGUGAUCCGUGGGGUGUACUCUGUGAUUGACCAGCUCAGCCGAACCCACCUGAGCACCCUGGAGCGCCUCAUCUUCCACCUGGUCAGGAUCACUCUGCAAGAGGACACCAAUCGUAUGUCGGCCAACGCCCUGGCCAUAGUUUUCGCCCCCUGCAUCCUCCGCUGCCCCGACACCAUCGACCCCCUGCAGAGUGUCCAGGACAUCGGCAAGACCACCGCGUGUGUGGAGCUGAUCAUUGGAGAGCAGAUGAAUAAGUACAGGGCCAGACUGAAGGACAUCAACAGUCUGGAGUUUGCUGAGAACAAGGCCAAGAGCAGACUGACACACAUCAGGAGGUCCAUGAAACCUGUACUAAUCGCUGUUAGGUUUAUUGGCAUAACCCGCACAGCCACCCCGGGCAAAGGUGGUCUUCGGAGGGGUAGCAGCCACCACACGCCCUCCCCACCCCUCAGCCCCAGAGCGGUCCCGGUGGACGGGGACAGUGCUGGGGAGGAGGGGGCAGAGCCAGGGCUGACGGAACAGCAGCAGGCCGCCAUGCAGCAAGAGGAGAGGGUCCUCACCGAGCAGAUCGAGAGCCUGCAGAGAGAGAAGGAGGAGUUGACAUACGAGAUGUUGAUGUUGGAGCCGCGGGCGUCUGAUGAUGAGACUCUGGAGUCGGAGGCCUCGAUAGGAACAGCAGACAGCUCUGAGAACCUCAGCAUGGACCAUGAGGGAGCCGCCUCCAACCCCUCUGGCACCUACCACUCCCGGAAGCCUGAGGCCAAGAGCCGCCGCGGCCUCCGGAGACAACCCGACUCUGUGGACUCGGUCGACUCCAUCUUGUCCACCGCCUCUUCCUCGCUCUCCUCCUCCUCCUACCACCCCUCCUCCUCGGUUAUCCCUCCUUCCCCCAACUACCGCUUCCGCUCCUCCUCAUCUGGCCCCCUGCUCGCCUCCUGCUCAUCGGGCCUAGGAGUCCCCGUAGUGCAGUCUGAGGGGGACCCGAGGGGCACUGUGGGGGUGAAGAGUCGCCACCGCCUCCGGCUGAGUAGGAGCUCGCCGCGUGAAGCCCCCGAAGGCCACAGGAGGGAGUCUGACUUCAGCUCGCCGCCCCAACAGCUGGUUCUGUAUGGCAGUAACGAGUUUAUGGUGUGAGGGAGAGUGGCGGAGAGACGAGACAUCCGAACCGCCUUCUAUCCCCCAUGCCGAUAGAAUGUGUAUGAGGGAGGGAGGAAGGGAGUGAAACAAGGCUGGAAUGGGCCAUGUAGGCAUCCGUCUCUCACUUCUGUCCUCCCCUAGCUGUUCUCACCUCUCUACUUCUUCCCUGUGCCAGUCUUGCCUUGGAGGUCUGCCGCCGUCCCACGAUGCAGUUGGGCGCCAUCCGCUUGGUGGGAGUGGGCUGAGAGUGAAGUGAAAGAUGAACGGAGAGGGAGAAAGAGAGAUGGGAUGAAUGAAUGAAAGAAAUAGGAAGCCUCGGGAACUAAGAUGGAGGCAUGUCAGGAGGCUGUAGAGGAAUAAAUGGGCGAGAGAGAGAGACGGAGAGUGAGGAAAAGGAUGAGGGCGGCUGCCUUGACUCACCUGUCUUUUUUAACUUUGACCUCCAAGCCCCUUGACCCCUGCUGGAGCCUCAGGGGCACGGAGGGGCUGGAGAAAAUGAAAAUAAAUAGAAGCGCUACAGCGGCCAUCUUUUGAGUGGAGGUCUAAAGUGGUUUGAGCCACUCAAAAGCAGAGUAACUGACUGAGAGGACUGUCCACCAUUUUGAUAAACACUCAGCUACUCUCACAUCUGCUUUCAAGUUUACACGAUACAGCCUCUCCACAAGGCUGCAUGCUCCUUCAUUACACUUGUUUCCUAUGCCUGUUCAAGAGACUACUGUGGUGAUGUGUUAUAAACAUGUAAUAUGACAUUAUUAUUAUUAAUAUGUUAUUAAAAAUAUGUAAAUAGAAGGAACUCCAGUGCUACUGGGUCGUCCAGUGUUUAUAAUAACUGUGUCUUGUCAGGAGUCUUUUGCAAAGUGAAGUGUAUGGGAUUCAGGUUAUGGUUUUGUUUGUCGUUUUGUUUUGUUGAUUUUUAACAAGGUCUGUGCUAUCUGGGAUCUUUGGGACGUCCCUACCCUAAACACUAACCCUAACUAUAACCGUAAACCUUACCGAAACGUAACCAUUCUUUUUAUUUCAACUUCAAUGGGGGGGGGUAGGGACGUCCCAAGGAUCCCAGAUAGCACAUACCAUUUUAACCGAGCCACUUGAUGUGUUCAGUUGGUGCCACUUCUUCUCAUGUGAAAUAAUACAUGUGGUGCAACAAGGGAUUGACUUUCAGACACUUACGAUCAUCACAGCACUGUUGCCAUUGUGUUUGACACCGCGACUGCUGUGUUCAAUGUUUAUCAGCCAUAAUGUAUUGUAAUGCCUUUCUCCUCCAUCCGUCGUUUGUCUGCCCGUCCCCCCCCCCACACACAAUUCUACGUUGUUCUGAGACAUCAGUGUUAAGAACCAAAUCAGGACUUGAAUUUAUUUUGUCUCUUUAUUGGUGUAUCAUUAUUGUUGUUGUUAUAGUUGCCAUUGAGGCUAUUGUCCUCUUUUUGUUGUAACAGCUUUACUUGCGUGGUAAGGGGGAUUUUGUUGAGACUAAAUACAUUUUUUAUCGCCUAUCUGUACCAAGAGGUGUGUGUGUGUGUGUGUGGUUGGUUGGUUAUCACUACUGCUCUGUUCAUUUGAUGUCAACACAGUCCAACCUUGACAGACAGACAGACAGACAGACACACACACACACACACGCAGUCCUCUGCUAUGUAUGUCCCAUACAACCUUUGAGCCAGCCAAAUCCUUCGCCUCUGAUUUUGACAUUGGUUAAAAUAUGAACGAACCUUUCCAUCCACUUCACUACCGGGCUUUCCUGAACAGUAGCAUUUACUCCAUGCUAAAUGUGUAUUUAAAUGCCUCGCAGAGAAAAGGCAAUCAGUUUCAAUUGUCCAGUGUGUUUCAACAGAAGAUAACUAUCUCUGGUACUGUAAGAUAAAUACCGCUGUACUCUCUCUCUAUACCGUGCAAUAUCCUAUGUGCCCUGUAGGGGGACCUGUCUGUCUAUCUAUCUAUCUCUUCUCACCAGUACUUAACCUGGAGUUAAAUCAGUAUUAUAGUCUUGCCAUUCCUGUACUGUACUUGCCAGCCAAUGCAAUACAACAAGGACACAUCUGAAACAACACAAUCAAAGUCUUGACAUAGAGAAGGUGUAGGACUUGAUCGCAGAAUAGUCGUCAUAAUGAAUAGGGAAUUUCAUGUAGCCUAUGUGUUUUGUCACAAGCUUGCCUCUUCUUCAGUGUGCGUUGUUCCAUCCAGAUUCUCCACUGUGUCCCGAAACCGGUAGAGACUUCACUUGCUGCUUGUUGUCUACUAUUCGGGUGAAGCAGCUGAACCAUGGUGGUAUUUUAGGGAGCAGGCGCCUCUAUUCAGUCACAACCAAACCUGGGUUGUAUGCAUUAGGCACCGAAUGAAAGAAAACUGACUGAAACAGGAAGGGACUACCCGAACUGACUACCAAUAAGAACGGCUUGUUUUUGUUUUACGUCUCAACGCUUUUUGCUACGGUGUGCCCUAAUGAAUACGACCCUGGUUAUCAGAAAGAGCACUCAGAAGUUCAGUUUCGAGAGGGGAGCACCGAGGGUUGUUGAGGGGCGUGGGAGAAAAUAACCAUUCAUGCUGGUCAAAAACCCACACUAAGCACGGUAUUUGUACACCCUAAGGCUGGCAUUGGCGUCCUGCUAAAGUGAAUGUACCGAUCACUGGAAGGCAAUGCUCUGCUUUCUCUUGUUGUUUUGUUGUUAUUUUUUAUAUACAGUAUGUAUAUUGUAUUUAUGAUCAUGCUUACGAGUGUACAUUGAAGAGGGGGGGAGAAAAAAGCCUGUAAUUAAAAGGAUAUAUUAUCCUGUGUAUGACUCCUUCUAUAAUAUUAAUCAUAUUUAAUGUUUUUUUACAGGCUCAAAAAAAAAACUGUCAUGUUUGUGCUACAGCAAAAAUCCAACUUGAGCAAUUGUAUCUUUUUGUGUGUGUGCUACUCUGGACACAGUUGUAUGUAUAAGGUGCAAUUUGUCUAAUAUUUCUUUUUUUUAUUAUAUAAAUUAUAUGUCUAUGGUAAAAAUUAAAAAUAAACAAAUUUAUGGGGGAAAAAAAUAAUGUGCUUAUUAAAAAUGCCAAACUGUUGUGAAUUGUGUGAUUAAAAUACAGUGCAUUCAGA